Molecule: messenger RNA, 4726 nt
Organism: Clunio marinus
Lineage: Eukaryota; Metazoa; Arthropoda; Insecta; Diptera; Chironomidae
Source: the annotation of a GenBank genome assembly
AUGGCAACGUUUUUGCUUUACUUUGUCGAACCAAAUAUUUCAUCAUGCUUGUCAAUAAAGACGGAAAUUGUCGAUACACAUCUAACGAGAAAAGCACCUUCAGCUUACUCAGAUGGAGUUUAUGGGAUGGCAGGUCCUGAACGUCCAUCACCUCGUAAACUUAGUCGACUGUUUAUGAGAGGUGAAGAUGGCCUUGGUUCAAAGGAGAAUCGAACAGCACUUUUAGCUUUCUUCGGUCAAGUCGUAACAAACGAGAUUGUGAUGGCGUCCGAGUCAGGAUGUCCCAUCGAAAUGCAUCGAAUUGAGAUUGAAAAAUGUGAUGAAAUGUAUGAUAAAGACUGUCGUGGUGAUCGUUAUAUUCCAUUUCAUCGAGCGAUGUAUGAUCGAAACACUGGACAAAGUCCAAAUGCACCAAGAGAACAGAUCAAUCAAAUGACAGCAUGGAUCGAUGGAAGUUUUAUUUACAGCACUUCAGAAGCUUGGCUCAAUGCAAUGCGAUCGUUUCAGAAUGGAACGUUGUUGACUGACAGAAGCAACAAAAUGCCAGUUAAAAACACUAUGCGAGUUCCGCUCUUCAACAAUCCCGUGCCACAUGUCAUGCGUGCAUUAAGCCCCGAGCGAUUGUAUCUUCUUGGUGAUCCACGCACAAAUCAAAAUCCUGCACUUCUCUCGUUUGCAAUUCUUUUCCUUCGUUGGCACAACAAGUUGGCGUAUCGUGUAAAGCAAACGAAUCCAUCGUGGAGUGAUGAAGAUAUUUUUCAACGUGCACGUCGUUUAGUCAUUGCGACAAUGCAAAACAUUUUCGUCUAUGAAUAUUUGCCAUCAUUUCUUGGCGGUGUCGAACUUGAACCUUACAAAGGAUAUCAACCUGAUGUACAUCCAGGCGUUUCUCAUAUGUUUCAAUCAGCUGCAUUUCGAUUUGGUCAUUCACUCAUCCCACCUGGAAUUAUGAGACGAAAUGCAAAUUGUGAAUAUCGAAAAACGCCGAUGGGAUUUCCAGCUUUGAGAUUAUGUUCAACAUGGUGGGAUUCAAGUGAUGUAUUUGAAGACUCAAGUGUUGAAGAACUUCUUAUGGGAAUGUCGUCGCAAUUAGCUGAACGUGAAGAUCCUUUCUUAUGUUCAGAUGUUCGCGAUAAACUUUUCGGUCCAAUGGAGUUUAGUCGAAGAGAUUUAGGAGCGUUGAAUAUCAUGCGUGGUCGUGAUAAUGGACUUGCUGACUACAACACAGCACGUCAAGCUUACAAACUCCCACGUCGUAAAGAUUGGAAAGAAAUCAACCCAGCCUUGUUUGAAGCGAAACCUGAACUACUUCAAAUUCUUAUUUCAGCUUACAAGAAUCGAUUGGAUAACGUCGAUGCUUAUAUCGGUGGAAUGUUGGAAUCAUAUGGAAGACCAGGAGAACUUUUCACAGCCGUCAUUCUUGAGCAAUUUUUAAGAAUUCGUGAUUCUGAUCGAUUCUGGUUUGAGAAUGAAGACAAUGGAAUCUUUACGAAGGAAGAAAUUGAAGAUUUGAAGAAAAUAAAAUUAUGGGACGUCAUUGUGAACAGCACAGACAUUGGACCGGAAGAUAUUCAAAAGAAUGUUUUUCAAUUCGUUGAUGGCGAUCCAUGUCCACAACAAUUUCAAAUUAACACAUCUUCAUUGGAACCUUGUAAUCAUCUCGAAGGUUACGAUUACUUUUCGGGAUCAGAACUUGCUUACAUCUAUGCUUGCGUGUUUCUCGGUUUCGUGCCAAUUCUUUGUGCAACUGCUGGUUAUUGUGUUGUGAAACUUCAGAACCGACGACGAAGGCGAUUAAAAGUGAAACAAGAGACAAUGCGUACAAAAACUGGAAAACAAACAGUUGAUAAAAUGAUUGCACGCGAAUGGCUUCAUGCGAAUCAUAAACGUUUGGUGACGGUGAAAUUUGGUCCCGAAUCAGCAAUUUAUACAGUCGAUAGAAAAGGUGAAAAGCUUCGAACAUUUAGCUUGAAAAAUGUGGAAAUUAUUCAAGUUGAAUUAAGUCAAGAAAGCUACACAAAGAAGCGACCAUUAGUGUUGCUUCGUAUUCACAAUGAUCAUGACUUGGUGCUUGAACUUGAGACGUCUAGCGCGCGAAGAAAGUUUGUAAAGAAGCUCGAAGAUUUUCUUAUUUUGCAUAAGAAAGAAAUGACACUUCACGAACAAAAUCGAGAGUUGAUGUUGGCAAGAGCGGAGACACGUGAACGUCGUCAAAAGCGACUCGAACAUUUCUUCCGUGAAGCUUAUGCGCUUACAUUUGGUCUUAGACCAGGUGAGAGACGACGAAGAUCUGAUGCAUCGAGUGACGGGGAAGUUAUGACAGUGAUGCGAACAAGUUUAUCAAAAUCAGAAUUUGCUGCUGCUUUGGGCAUGAAAUCAGAUGCGAUGUUUGUCAGGAAAAUGUUUAACAUCGUUGACAAAGAUCAAGAUGGAAGAAUUUCAUUCCAAGAGUUUCUUGAAACUGUUGUGCUUUUUUCACGAGGGAAAACUGAAGAUAAACUUCGAAUUAUCUUCGACAUGUGCGACAAUGAUCGCAAUGGUGUAAUAGAUAAAGCGGAAUUUGGAGAAAUGAUGAGAUCUUUGGUGGAAAUUGCAAGAACGACAAGCUUAACCGAUGAUCAAGUGACGGAGUUGAUUGAUGGAAUGUUCUCUGAUGUUGGUCUUGAACAUAAAAAUCAUUUAACUUAUCAAGAUUUCAAACAAAUGAUGAAAGAAUAUAAAGGGGAAUUUGUUGCUAUUGGUUUAGAUUGCAAAGGUGCAAAACAAAACUUUCUCGACACAUCAACAAACGUUGCACGUAUGACUUCAUUUGCAAUCGAACCUAUUAAUGAUUCGGAAAGAAAUUGGAUCUCAGAGAAGUGGGAUGCUUACACAACAUUCUUGGAAGAAAAUCGACAGAAUAUUUUCUAUCUUUUCUUAUUUUAUGUCAUCACAAUUGCGCUGUUUGUUGAAAGAUUCAUUCAUUAUUCAUUCAUGGCUGAACAUACCGACUUACGUCACAUUAUGGGAGUUGGAAUUGCAAUUACAAGAGGAUCAGCUGCUUCACUUUCUUUUUGCUAUUCGUUGCUUCUUUUAACAAUGUCGAGAAACUUUUUAACGAAACUUAAAGAGUUUCCUAUCCAGCAAUACAUUCCAUUGGAUUCUCACAUUCAGUUCCAUAAGAUUGCUGCUUGCACCGCACUUUUCUUCUCAAUGCUUCAUACUGUUGGUCAUAUUGUAAACUUUUAUCAUGUGUCGACGCAAUCUCAUGAGAAUUUAAGAUGUUUAACAAAAGAAGUUCAUUUUGCAUCUGAUUACAAACCUGAUAUAAAUUAUUGGUUGUUUCAAACGUUAACGGGAGUGACAGGAAUCGCUCUCUUUGUUAUUAUGUGCAUCAUUUUUGCUUUCGCUCAUCCAACAAUUCGAAAACGUGCUUAUAAAUACUUUUGGAAUGCACAUUCACUUUACAUCGUUCUUUACAUUCUUUGUUUGCUUCAUGGUCUUGCAAGACUAACUGGUGCGCCACGUUUCUGGAUGUUCUUCAUUGGGCCAGCUGUCAUCUUCACAUUAGAUAAAGUUGUGUCAUUACGAACUAAAUAUAUGGCAUUAGAUGUUAUGGAAGCUGAACUUUUACCAUCUGAUGUCAUAAAGAUUAAAUUCUAUCGACCACCAAAUUUAAAAUAUCUUUCGGGUCAAUGGGUGAGGUUUUCAUGUACAGCUAUUAAGCCGGAAGAGAUGCAUAGCUUCACUCUCACGUCAGCGCCACAUGAGAAUUUUUUGAGCUGUCAUAUUAAAGCGCAAGGUCCAUGGACAUGGAAAUUGAGAAAUUAUUUCGAUCCCUGCAAUUAUAAUCCCGAUGAUCAACCUCGCAUUCGUAUAGAAGGACCUUACGGUGGUGGAAAUCAAGAUUGGUACAAGUUUGAAGUUGCUGUCAUGGUUGGUGGUGGAAUUGGUGUGACGCCUUAUGCAUCAAUCUUAAAUGAUUUAGUUUUUGGAACUAGCACAAACCGGUACUCUGGUGUUGCUUGUAAAAAAGUUUACUUCUUAUGGAUUUGUCCAUCGCAUAAACAUUUUGAGUGGUUCAUCGAUGUGUUGCGAGAUGUUGAGAAGAAAGACGUCACAAACGUGCUAGAAAUUCAUAUUUUCAUCACGCAAUUCUUCCACAAGUUUGAUUUGCGCACGACAAUGUUGUAUAUUUGUGAGAAUCACUUCCAGAGACUGUCAAAGACAUCAAUGUUUACGGGACUAAAGGCAGUCAAUCAUUUUGGACGACCUGACAUGUCCAGUUUCUUAAAAUUUGUACAAAAGAAGCAUUCUUAUGUGUCAAAGAUUGGUGUCUUCUCAUGUGGUCCCAGACCACUCACCAAAAGUGUCAUGUCAGCAUGUGAUGAAGUCAAUAAAGGACGUAAACUGCCUUAUUUCAUUCAUCAUUUCGAGAAUUUUGGAUAAGUUUGUUCAGUGUUCAACGACGAUCGUCAUCAUCAUUAUAAAUUGCUGUGUCCAUUGAUUCUCUAGUUAAUUUGGUUUCAUAAGAUUCGCUUUUUUUAUUUCGUAGUUUUAAUUUAUUUUUAAAGGCCUCUCAUUCAUCAUUAUGUUCAUAGAUUUAUUUAUUUAUCGUCUCGAAUUAUUACAUUAAUUGAGUCAUUACUUGAGUCAGUGUAUGUUUGUAAAUGUGUUGUCCUUCUUUUCCUUAGAGAAAACUAAAUAAGAUUUUGAAUAAAAAACAUAGUUGGCUUUGAUAGAAGAA